AUCAAACGAAAGCAGAGAAAUCGAUUGUAAAAAUUAGGACAAGAUAGUGAAUAGGACAGGACAAUGGAUAUGAGCGAGGCCUGUUACGCAGCGGUACCGCAUGAAUCGUCACCGCUCAUCCGUAAGAAAAAGACGAAGUUGCUACCUGUCCUACUUUGGGUAGGACUAGCAUACGCAGUAUUUCAAGAAACUUCAUCGCACGUUCGGAAGUCAGUGAGCGUAGCAGCAGAAGUAGUUAGAAGUUCAACAAAAAAUCGUGGAAAUCAUUACAACAAUGAUCCUGUUCAUUUCGAUGAUACAGAUACUUUAGAUAUUGAUGACCUUCAUGAACCUGUGCAUCGGAGUUUUGGAAGCGACGUCGAUAUUGACGUAGACAUAGACUCUGAAGGAAUUGAUUGGGACAAUGACGAAGACAAAGAUGAAAAUAUCGAGAGAAAAAAUUCUGCACGCACGGGGCCGAACAUCAUACUUGUAGCAACAGUAGAUGGAACAAUAGCGGGAAUUUCAAAAGAAUCGGGGACUGUUUUGUGGAGGCAAUCGGAGGACAUAUCAUCUGUGCCCUCUUCUUCUUCCUCCUCCUCUUCGUAUUUGAUGAUGGAGUCAACCAAAAAUGAUUCAUGCAGUCCAAUUUUAAAGCCCCUUGUGAGUACCACAACAACCAAAAAGUCAGCUUCCGAUGCCUCGUAUAAAGUUGUUCCGUCCGUGGACGGCACCAUCUACACAACAACAAACGAUAUGACCAUCGCCACUCCUGUGAAGGAUCUCGUCGCCAAAUCCCCCUUUUUGGAUCAACAGGGUCGAUUCUAUGUCGGUUCCCAGUAUGCAUCGACAGCUGCUUUAGACGGCACUACAGGAGAAGUGCUUCGCGUUGUUUCGUCAACUGCUACGACUAUUCCAGACGACGAAGACGACAAUGAAUCGUCUCUACCUACUUUGGAUGAUCCGAACAUAGUUUGGAUCGGUAGAGUCGAUCACGAGGUAUCGAUUCAAGAUGCAAAGACGGGAUUUACAGAUGCUCAAUUCUCUGUUGGUCAAGUCAUGAGUGUAGAAGAUAUGCGUGGAAUGAUGAGGGAGAGUGUUUCGAAUCCUGAACAAACGAUACGCCCGAAUGGCUCGUCCUUGCUAUCAAAAGCUGUCGCAACCACGGUAAAUGAAGCCAUGGAUCUUCCAAACUCCUUGGUUGCAACUCCAAAUGGUAAUGCAGCUCUGUGGAGCUUUGAGAACAAUAAAUUUGCAUGGGUUGCAAGCGAAUCCUUGAAUUCACCUAUUGUAUACGCAAUGGAUGCUGAAACGGGAGUGACUUUGCGUGUAGAUAUCAUUCCUGACGUUCCUGAUCCAAAAGCUAACAUCCGUGAUCUAACGCGAGAGAUGGAACGCCAGUCAAGGAUGGCAUCAGUAACAAACACUCCGGUAGUCGGUGCAAUGUCCAAUGGUCAACUUUACGCACUUCCAUUACGAAGUUCAGAUCAGUCGACUAGUAGUGCCACUAUAGAUCAGCUUCCUACCCAACCGGGUGGGAAAUUGAUUAAAUCACCUCUCCCAAUUGGUGAUGGAGAAAACGAUUUUCCAGAUUCAAGCCUUGUCAUUCAAAAAGAAGAAGAGGGAUUUUUCCAUCCAAAAUAUGGCUACAUCUCUCCAAAGGACUUGGGUGGUUUCGUUCAUCCCGUAUAUGGUUAUGUUUCACCACGGGACCUCUUCGGAGCCCCAAAACGUUCAAGUAAGACCUCCUCCCUCUUUCGAGUCUUAGGAUCAUGGUUGCCGCCAACAAUCGCCCUUUUGUUUGUUAUUUCGUUUGAACUUGGUCGUCGGAAGCGUUUGAAGGAUGAAAAGAAAGGUGCACGGAAUUCUCUCCACCCCAUUGAGCAAAAGGACCAGAUCAAUGGAGUUAUCUCCUUUAACGAAGACUCUGGUGGUAAAUACGGAGCCUUACAGAAGUCACAUCAUCAAGAGGUGAUCUCAGUCAGCGAAGACGUACUUGGAUAUGGAGGCCAUGGUACAGUCGUUUAUAAAGGUGUUCUAGAUGGGAGAGAUGUCGCAGUAAAGCGAAUGCUCAAGGCGUACCAUGCUAGUGCCGAUCGUGAAAUUUCUCUACUUAUUGAAAGUGACGGUGAUCCUAACGUAGUCCGGUAUUUUCUCAAGGAGGUACGGGGUGACUUCGUUUACCUUGCACUGGAGCUCUGUGAUUUAUCAUUGCAUGAGCUGAUUGGUGUUCUUCGGGAAAAGCAACAAGAAAAAAGUUCUUCGAUACUGCCGAAUGCUGACAAAGAAGCAUGCGUUCUCUCAAACGAGAGCGUGGGAGCUACUACUAGAAUCUUAUUGCAGAUUGCUUCAGGAGUGAAGCACCUGCAUUCUCUCCGAAUCGUACAUAGAGAUUUGAAACCAGCAGUGAGUGACGUUGUCGUUCUGAAACAAUUUUUACAAUCAGUGUCUCGAAUUAUGUUGUUUCUCUCACGCAAAUGAAAUUCUAUUGGUUUCUCAGAAUAUUUUGCUCGCAGUCUCAAAGAAAGGAAAGAAAAAAGUAAAAGAAGAAGAUCCGAUCUUUGCAACCUUUACCCGCAACUAUUAUGAUGCAAAAAUCUCAGAUAUGGGGCUAGGAAAGCAGCUGAUCGGACAAAGUAGUAUUGGUGCUAGCUUUAUCGGGGACUCUUCUUUUCGCGGAAACAAAUCGGGCGUACACUCAAUCGGAGUAGGACCUGGAACUGUGGGGUGGCAAGCACCUGAAGUAAUGGCGAUGCGUUUGACAUCUGACACAUCUGCUCGAUCCACAGACAGUGCUAGCAAUAUAGGGGAAUCAAAGGAAGGCCAAGGAAACGACAUUCUGCCAAGUAUUCGGACAAGCAGAUCUGUGGAUAUUUUCUCUCUCGGGUGCAUUUUCUACUCUCUAUUGAUCCCGGGAUCCCACCCUUUCGGUGAAUGGUUCGAGAGGGAAGCCAACAUAAUGCACAAUCGACCUAAUUUAAAGCCACUGACAAGCAUUUCAUCAGAAGCGUAUCGUUUGAUUCGCUCGAUGCUGGAUCGAAAUCCAAGACUACGCCCUACAGCGAAAGAAGUAUGCGAGCAUCCAUUCUUCUGGAAUGCAGAGAAAAAGCUGACGUUUUUGUGUGAUUUCUCAGAUCGAUUAGAAACCGAUACCAUUGCACCGGGGUCAUCGAAUGUAUUCGGGUCUUUCGCUAUUGAACGUGGGGCACUUGAAGUUGUGGGAACCUCUUGGGAAGAAAAGCUAGAUAGUUCACUCGUUGACAAUGUACAAAAGUUUCGGACAUAUGACUAUUCCUGCGUUCGAGACCUGUUGCGACUGAUUCGAAAUAAGCAUCAUCAUUUCGAGGAGCUGCCAGAAGCAUUCCGUUUGAAUGAGGCUCCAAAUCAGAAUGCACUAUGUAAAUACUUCACAAAGAUAUUUCCGGCUUUAAUCAUGCAUUGUUACACAUUUUGUGGACAAAAUUUAACGGAUGACGACCCACUUGUAUUGAAGUUCGUCAUACCUCCGGCGAAGUUUCAAACCAGAGAAUUUUCUACUGCACCAAUAUCUGUCUCCGUCAAAGAAGAAACAAUUCCGACCAAUCAUAAUGAGGCUGUCAUCUCUUCCGAAGAGUUGAAAAAUGAUUCGACCGAUACGCAAUGCUUGGAGAUUGCCCAAGUGGUAACAUGUGAUUCGAACGACGAAGUCGAUGAAGAUAUUAUUGUAUGGGAAGGCAGUAUUGCUGCUAAAACAUUUAAUAAUCGCGGUUGGAGCAGAUCGCAGGAUGAAUGGUCGAGACACAUCGAACCUUUUUAUAAAAAACGUGAUCCAGCCUCAAAGCGAUGCAUGGAGGACCCCAAAUUUCGAACCAGACUUUGCAAUCACUGGGAUAUGAGUCUCGGAGCAUUUUGUCCAAUGAAAAAGAAAAAUAAAUGUGUAUUUGCUCAUGGACCAGCUGAGUUGCGGGUGAAAGAAGGCAAAAAGAAUCGAUGGGGAAAACUUGUCGACAAAGUAAGUCAUGUUCUUUUUGUUUGAAAAGAGUGGCUGAUGUUGCUUUGACAGACCAUAUCCAUGUCGUUUUCAUAUUUCAAUGGUCUCAAAAACUUCUAUUGUAUUUGUACUUAUCGCGAUUGUUUCAUUCGUUCUCCCGUGAUAUGAUUUUCUUAGAAUGGAAACAAUUCGAAUCCUUGGCACUGCGGAGGAGAGGACACUUAUGGUGCGGCAAAUUCAAUAGAACUAGUCAGAAAAGAAGAGGGGAAAUGGAAUGCUUCGAAAGAUAGAAAGAAGAACCAAGGGACAACUCUAAGAAAAAAGAAACCGGGAUCAAACAGUAACCAAGUCAAACAAAAGACAAAUCCAAAGGCACCAGCGUGAAGAAUACGAUGAAGGCGUCGGUUGGCAAGAAUACAAUCGUGACACAAAGUUUGAAACAGGCCAUAGCGUUUUGGUAUCAAAUAAAUACUAGGUAUGCACUUUUAUGGUAGUACCAAAACCUAAGAUCGGAAAAACAGCAAAAUUGCUGUUGAUCUUAGUGUCAUUUAAAUUGUUAAUGCUGGUGAAAUAAGAUUUAGUAUGACGU
Molecule: messenger RNA, 4538 nt
Organism: Pseudo-nitzschia multistriata
Lineage: Eukaryota; Bacillariophyta; Bacillariophyceae; Bacillariales; Bacillariaceae
Source: the annotation of a GenBank genome assembly